CAAAACCCUCUCCAAUAUUAACAAAAUCCUUGUGGCAUCCGUGCGCUUACGUGGGUCCAAACAAUCGAAGCAAAUCGGGGUCUCAUAAAUAGAGACACGCCACGCGCGCGAGGGUUGAAUGAUGGAGAAAAGGUGCGUUUACGCAAUUAGGAUGACUGUGUUUUCUGCUGGUGUAUCGGGAGACUAAAAUGCUCAAAAACUUGGGGGAAAGAGAAAAAGAAGAGAGAAGAGAGAGUGAUAGGGUCAGAAUAUGCAAUAAUGACAAAAACUUCUGACGAUGGACUAUUAUUUUGGGUGUAAUUGGAAAAGGCUACCGUACUACUGAUUCGCUAUCUUCUCAUACUGAUACCACUGAAAAGAUCAUAUACUUUUACCUUCCAAAGAUUUUCCAUUUUCCGCCAUUGUUAUUCACUUUCACCUCAAGAAAUGCAAAGCUUCAGAACAACACCACCAACACAUCCACCUUCUGUUGCUGUUACUCCUCAUCCUCUUUCGUCUUCCGACUUGUAUUGCCAUUCUCCAUUCUACAUUAGAGGAGAUGAAAAUGGAAGAACAGACACGCGUUUUACGGAUCUUGGAGAGCUUCAACACUCAUCUGCCUUUCAUCAAGAGGAUGCUGUUGAUUUAAGCAGAAGUUCGAUAUAUAAUGAAAUAAGAGCAGGAAAUGGAAAUGGAGGUGUUGUUUCUAAUGGCUUACAGUUUCGGGCACAUCACAUGAACUUUGGGUCCACUACAGAGAUGAGUUCAAUAGGGACAGGGGUGGAUACAGGCCAGUUCAUGAUGCAGCAUCACCAUAAAACAAUGGUGGUUAGCGGCGGCGGAAGCGGUGGUGGUGGCGGUGGUAUUGGAAAAGGGCACUUUGAGAAUUGGGGAGAGUCUGGCAUUGCAGAUAACAGCCAACAAACUGACACUUCUACUGAUAUCGACACUGAUGAUAAAAAUCAGUUUAACAGUCUUCAACAUGGAGGACAAGAUUCAAUGGAAGGAUCAAUGGGAAAAAUCGGAGACCAAAAGAUACUUCGAAGACUAGCUCAGAAUCGAGAAGCAGCUAGGAAAAGUCGAUUGAGAAAAAAAGCAUAUGUUCAGCAACUUGAAAACAGUCGACUCAAGCUUACACAACUUGAACAUGAGCUUAAACAAGCUCGCCAACAGGGUAUGUUAAUUGCCAGUGGAGAUCAAAGCCAUCUACUUGGUUCAAAUGGAGCAUUAGCUUUCGACAUGGAUUAUGCAAGAUGGUUAGAAGAUCAUCAAAGACUAAUCAACGAUGUGAGAUCAGCAUUCAACACUCAUGCAAACGACAACGAGCUUCGUGUGCUUGUUGAUGCAAUCAUGUCACAUUACGAUGAAAUCUUCAGACUCAAAUCCAUAGCUGCAAAAUCCGAUGUGUUUCACCUACUUUCCGGGAUGUGGAAGUCACCAGCUGAACGUUGUUUCAUGUGGAUUGGUGGUUUUCGAUCAUCAGAGCUUCUCAAGAUACUCGGGAGCCAUUUGGAGCCAUUAACAGAUCAACAGUUAAUGGGGAUAUGUAAUUUACAACAAUCUUCACAACAAGCUGAAGAUGCUUUAUCUCAAGGUAUGGAAGCAUGGCAACAAUCACUUGUUGACACUCUUUCUUCAAACCUCUGGUGGAUCUGUUGAUUACAUGGGUCAAAUGGCUAUGGCUAUGGGAAAGCUUGGAACACUUGAAAACUUUCUUCAUCAGGCUGAUUUAUUGAGACAACAAACGUUGCAACAAUUGCAUCGGAUAUUGACAACAAGGCAAGCUGCAAGGGCACUUUUGGUAAUUAAUGAUUAUAUGUCGAGGCUUCGUGCGUUGAGUUCUUUGUGGUUAGCAAGACCGAAGGAUUGAAGUUUGGUCAAAGUAUGGUCAACGGAUUGAAAAGUUGAAAAACAGCUGAAAAUUUUAGGGUGGUUGUAUACUUGGUUAGUUUUAGAAGUAUGGUUAGUUUGAUUUGGGAUUUUAUAGGAUCUUUGAUCUUUGAUGUUGUAUAUUAUGAUAAGUUAGUCGUUUUGUUUCAGAGUUUAAAUUGAUAAAUCCAGAGCAAUGUACAACUUUCAUUGUAGGAAUUACAAGUUGUGAAAGCUUAUAUUGCUCUUGAUUUGUUGAUUAUGGCUUUGGAGAAACGAUUUACCUUUUCGCUAUUUUGCGUUUAUUGACGAAAUUGUAGCAUCUUUUACAAAGUGUAAGGAUUUUUGGAUGAGGGGGUCAAGUUGACCAAAGAGCCAAAGUUUAGGGACUAGGCAAUUUGAAAAUGAGAAAAAUACCCUGAAACCGACUCAUUAUCCUGUUUAACAUGGAGG
This is a messenger RNA of Lactuca saligna, 2301 nucleotides long. The record is from the annotation of a GenBank genome assembly. NCBI's taxonomy places the organism in Eukaryota, Viridiplantae, Streptophyta, Magnoliopsida, Asterales, Asteraceae.